AUGUCUUUGCCCGCAAGCGUCGACCUUAGCUCGGUCCAGCGAUGGCGUAAUAGCUCUUCGACAGAUAGCAAAGCGCGCGAGCAAUGGCCUAGCCAGCUUCAUUCACACCUACCAGGGACUAAGUCUCGGUCAAGCCAGGCUGUAGAGAAUUAUCAGCAGCUUCGGAAAGCAGACAAAACUCUCUCGGAUGAGGCAUAUCGACAAGUCCAUGAUGGGGAUGCGCCCUCACCUGAGUUUCAAGAAGAAAUGCGCCAACUCAAUGAUGAAGAUCCACCUAGCACCCCCGAGACGGCAUCCCUGGUAAGCUUCCAGAUCUCCAAGACAAGUUUCAAUACCUACGAGAUGUCAGGCAAGAAACGUCGCCCGCAUCACAGUCGCUCAAGGGCGGAAUCGACGCACUCGACAGGAUCUCAAGUCUCGGAUGCGUCGGUAGAGCCGGGUUAUUCUGUUUUUCACGCAAUGGUUUAUCUGAUAGAGGAGAAUCUCAAAGCCAAAUUUUUACGGCCUCGACUGAUUCGCAGCACAAAGCCGUGUGCUAAGGAAUCCUGCAGGCUUGCAAUAAUGGCUCUUCUACACAAAGUUCAUAAACGAUACGACUUGUUGGAUGAGAUUGCGGUCACGAGCAGAGCUCAACGCAAUGAUGACCUUGUAGAGCUAUACGAUGACAUGAAGCUUGCUUUUAAAGACUUCACUUCAGAGUCUGUAUACCGCAAGGGCUCAGACGAAUUUUACACUCAAUUUACUUCCGAAAUCUCAGAAUUUGGCUUCAGAUUGGAUCAAUGCAUGGGUCUGAACCUCGAUGAAGGAGUUGUGUCUCCCGGCGGUCAGGGAUCACACCCAGUCAGGCAAUCGCAAUUGGCCCUCGAUAGGAGCAAAUACGAAAAUGCCAAAGCCAAGAUGAUGUAUAAGUUAUCCAGACAUAAGUGUCAUAAUUUAUCUCAAAACCGGGUGCAGAGCCAAGGCGGAACAAUAUUGGGGCGUCUGUUUAAUCGAGCCCAAUAG
Penicillium longicatenatum is the source of this 1002-nucleotide messenger RNA. RefSeq lists its product as uncharacterized. The record is from RefSeq and is a predicted model, not a curated record. Lineage: Eukaryota; Fungi; Ascomycota; Eurotiomycetes; Eurotiales; Aspergillaceae. The coding region runs from base 1 to 1002 and encodes 333 amino acids. The transcript is spliced from 2 exons.